GGUAUACCGGUCUGCAAAUUCUAGAGUUCAAAUUUAAAAAUAGCCGAUGAGUCUGUUUAUUUCAUCUGCCCGUUAUUUGACACCAGCUGGUUAUUCCUAUACGUGCGCUCACUAGUCUCUUCCCAUGUUACAGCUCUGUUUGCCUUCUCCUCUGGCGGUUAUAUCCGUACAUUUUUUACCUUCUGCAUUCCUGCUUGAUUCGUUUCACCUGAACUGGGUGCCGUCUCCAGGUUGACUUUGUGGUCGUUUGCUUCUGACGAUUGCACUGGACAGCUACCUACUUUGGAUCUCCCCCCUGCGAAAUAACGGAGCUCGUGUCUUUUCCACAGCUGACCUGCUCACAUGACAGUGCGGGAAUUUACUGGUGAAUCUGCUCUCUCCACGGCAACCCAUACACCCUAGUCCCAUGAUGGAAUAUAGAAACGGAAGAAAGGAAGAAAAGCUGUAUCACCUUCUGAAAGGUGUGCUGCUUGAAGGUAAGAGGGUGUAAGAUAGCCAGCUGAGAGACAGAUUGAAACAGCUGGCCUUGCAGAAACAAACCCUCAUUUACAAUGAGCUUUGUGGAUAAGCGCCACCGGAUUGGUCGAGGAAGCAUGCAGGGACAGUGCAGGUAUGCUGACAUUACCAGCGACACAUCCAGUGCAGGGGGCUUCAUGGAUGAGACAGACCGAGAGGUCAGCAGCCUUACUGACCGUGCAUUCAGAAGCCUUUGCAUUGGAGAGGAGGCCAUCUACAAUGACUCUGAGCUCACCUCCCCAGCUGAGCGGCACAAAGCCUUUGCAGAGGAGACCGUGGCUGUUCAAGAGAUGUGCUCAGUGGGUGAUGGGUGGGGAAAGGCAGAAGGGAAGCCAGCCCUUGCAACAACAUUCCAGUAUUCAUCUGUACAGAAGGGCAGGCAGGAGCACAUCCUCCAGAAUAGAUCCUGCCUGAGCAAUGGUGCGAUUGAAGGCACCUGGCAGCAAAGGAGGAGCAGAUCAAGAGUGUCAUCCCUCAUCCAGGCUUUCAGCUCAACAGGCGCAGGUCAUGGGAUCACCCCACUCCAAGAUGGACGCCAUAGUACUGGAACUGGGACAUUGGUAAUGGACAGUGAGCCCUGGAACAGGUCAGGUCUGUCAAGCUUUCACAAUGAAUUGUCAGGACUCCCUGCUACUCAGUUUCAAGACACCUGCUUGGCUGGAAACUACUUCUAUUCUUCCAGCACAGAUCCCGCUGUUACAACUCCGAAAAGCAAAACCAGCACAUCUAGAUUCCGAAAGCUCAGUUCCACCAACUUUUUUCUCCACAGUGAGUUCAGCCCAUUCCAGACCUGGAAGGAAUACAGUAAAUUCCAGUGCCAGCAGGACUCCGUUGUCAACCCUAUCGCACACACUGGUGUUCCCCGGUGGUAUGACUCCCCACUUUACAAGGAGUUGACUGCAGCUAACACAACGCAAGUCACUCUACCUGAGGAGAAAAAAUACUACCAGAAACAAAAUGAAAGCAGAAUACCGUCAGAACCCCCAAUAUCAAGUGUUCUCCAAAAGGCCUUGGCUAUUGAGAAACGGUGUGAGUCAGAGAUGAUGUCCAACUGUCCACCCUGGAGAAGAAACAGGACCCUGCCGAACGACCAACUCCCAAUGAAUCGACCCUGCACAGUCUCACCUUGCAGUGACAAACUCAGACAUGAGGAUGAAGCCUUGCUUUCUGCAUGCCGUGCAUCUGUCAUCUACCACAAGGUCCACACCUUAGUGGAUGAGACGGCCAACAGUUCAGCCUCUUUCAACAUAUCUCAACUACUGACACCUGUUAUACAUCCAAGGCAGGAAACAGAAACCUCUGAGAUUCUGCAAUAUGAAUGUUCUCCUUCACAUGACCCCCUGAUCCCGAAGGACACAGACCCAAGAAUGCAACAUGAAGUCAAACAACGGGACAAUUACAAAGCCAUGGCGUCGAGUUUGCUUUUCAACCUCAAAGACAACAGGAAGAGAGUGAAGAGCACAUACAGUCCCACAAAGUUCAAAAGCCUGGAGAUAACUGACCGUAGCAAGCAGCCCUCUAAGCAGGAAAUCAGUAGCCUCACUGAUGAAAAAUCUGUUUCUGGAGUCCAUGGGUCUGGAAAUCUGCAAGCAGGAGCAGCAAACAGCCAUUCAGGUAAUGGCCCUGUCUUGCAACCCACAAUUCAACAUACUGAUGCCAAUGUAUCCGAUGAAUACUUAACGCUAAUUUCUCCUCCAACUGCUAAAGAAGCACCUCAUGAUGGCAGUUUCAGCAAAGCGAUAAAGGGUGAAGACCAGCUCUCUGGAAGCCAAAAGAGCCAAUAUAGUAGUUCACCUUGUGUACCUUCAAAAUCCAGUGAAAUUCCGCUCAAGAACAAAUUAGGUCAGCCCACAAGGAAACAGCAGAAAACAAGCCCUGCAGAACAAGAAAUCGUGAACAUGCUCCCAAGAGAAGGAUCACUUCAUUCCAUCCCAGUAAAAGACACUGAGCAAGGAGGAACAAUUGCUGUGAAUGAAAACAAUUUCAUAAAGAGUGACAUAAUCAACAGAACAAAAAAUGUACAAAAUGAGAUGACUGGCCAAACAUUUAGCUCUGGUCACCAUAUGCAAGUAAAAAGAAAUGAUACCAAGAUGGAAGUGUUUACUUUGAAUAGUAAAGGAAAAAUGAAAACUGUAAAUUCUGUCAUGAAAGAAGAGGUUGCAGCAAGAGAAUCUGACAUCCUUUCACAUCCAGAAAUGCAAAGCAGUAGCAAUGCUUCACAAGGGGUGCUUGAAAUUAAAGAAAAAUAUGACGUGAUGACAGAACCCUACGUGAGUUUGGAUCGUAAUAAUGUUUUGCUGGGUUUGCUUCCAGUGAAACAAACAGAAAACAACACAAUUAAAGUCACAGAAACAAUAGAAAAAGGCCAUGUAAGAAAAGAAGUUCUAAAAUUUCAGUCAAAUGAGAUAUCUCAAGGUAGCCACGAAAUGCUUGCAAGAAGAAAAAACCAGCCAUUGCUGCACAGCCAAACUGAAGGAACUGCAAAUAAGGGACAUGAGCACACAUACAGAUCACCUGAGAAAAAGAAACAUGAAUAUUCUGCAAAGGAAAUGUAUACACUGCGAGAAAAUAGUCAGGCUACAAAGCAUGUAGAUAAGAUGACAGAACCUGAAGAGGCUCCAGUUGAUUCACUCUGUAAACGUGAAAGUGGCACCAAAAAACAAGAAUCAGCUAUAGAGAAAACCAUACUCCCCAGUACUGAUGGCAUCACAACUGAAGACCAUCAGCAUGGUAUUAAGCAAGGUUUAUUUUCAAAGAGAGGCAGAACAUACAAUAAGAAUGACACAAUAGACUUUAAAGAAGAGCAGUCAGAGGCUAAACAGUGCCUGCUCUACACCAGUAUGGAACAGCCUGUGUCCCAACAAGUAGGGACAGCAAAAGAGAACAGAUCUGGUAAAACUCAAACACUUCCUAGAGAAGAAUGCUCAUGGGUGAAUCAGAGCCUACAAAUAACAAAAGAAGACUCUGCACAUAUAGAGCUUGCCAGUGUAAAUAAGGAAAUGAAAGCAACAAGUGGAAAUAUGUCAGCAAUGGAGCAGGUAGUGGAAACUAAAGAUAUGAAUUCAACAUUAGAAAGUCAACAAGGAAUAAAUAAAAUGCCUGCAAACAAAACCCAUGAACAAGAAAAGAGAAAGAAGCUGUCAGUUCUAGGACUGGAAGAGAUUUGUCAGGCAGCUGUACAAAAUGAAAUUGUUAAAAAUGAGGCAGUGAAUGAAGGCAAAAGAGAUUCUUUCAACAGCAAAAUGGUCAAAAGGGAGUCCUCUGUAAUUAAAGAGACGGACAGAGUGGAGAAAGAGGCAUCAGCAACAUCAGAGAGCCAAAGUGAUGGUCAUGCCCUAUUCACAAGCAAGAGAGAUGACCAACCAAAACAUACACAUGACAAAAGAGAAGACAGGCAAAGUGGAUUUGCAAAUAAGGACAAUCCCAAAGUCAAACACAAAAAGUUUGCAUUCAAUGAAAGGGACUAUGCAAUGCAUGAAAUCCUUACAUCAAAAAUAAAAGCACAUGCUCAGAAAGAAAUAUUUGCCAUUAUGGAAAAGGGUUAUGCGAAAUGGGAAGCUAUUGCUACAAGUGAAAAAGAAUCUGGAGCCAAGAGAAGUUUGUUUGGUGGAAGAGUUAGGAGCAACGAUCAUUACGGCAAUGCUGCAGCCAAUGAGAAUAACCAUACAAAACUGGAAACAAUCCCAAGAGGGCAAGAAAAAGGGGAUGUAAAGAGAGCACCUCCAAUAAAAGAAAGAGAGCAGAAUUCCAAAGAAACCAUCGCAACAGAUGAUGAGUGUGAGGCUAAAAAUGGUCAUCCUGUAACUAAGGAUGUAGAUGAUGGAAAGAAUGAACCUACACACAUAGAGAGAACUUCUGGUGGACAGAAUGCUUUGCCAGUAAGAGAGAAUUUGUACGCUCAGGAUGUAUCAAACAUAGUCGCGGAUAUUCGGUCGGCGAAAUCACACAAUCUCACUGGAACAGAGAAAGAGGAAAGAAAUGGAAAGAAAGAACCAUCUGCAGACCCAAAGACCGCCAUCAACCAACAACAGCUUCAUUUCAACAAACAUGCAAAGGUUGAGAAUUCUGAAAUAAAUCCAAAGCACCACUUUGACACUGCACUUGAGCAAAAAGCAAAAAGCAGUCCUAGACAGUGGUCCAGAGAAAAGGAAUGCAUCAGCACCGAAAACACUUCAAUCCACAAACGUCCCGAUUCAAACAGAGAGACAGAACAUGCAGAAAGUGCUGUCCUUCAGAAUAAUACGAAACACGCACUCCGGUCUGGUAAAACUGAAUGCGAAGGUACAGAAGAAAAAAAUGAAGUGGUGAAGGCUGAUGAAGGUUGUCUGUCCAAACAGGCCACACCUACAAAAGGAAAGAGGGAAGAGGCUAGAAUGAACGAAGGGGGAAUUAGUCAGGAAGCAUAUUCAUUAAGGGAAACGGGAAGUGUUCAAAAUGGUUUUCUGAAGGUGAAAAAUGAAGGUGAUGGAACAGAUCCGAAAGAGAAAAGCAGGGAGUAUAGAAAAGGGGAAGAGUUGUCAAUCGAGAAAGCUGGAGACAAAAAGGAAAUGCUUGCAACAAUAGAGAAAGAGUUUGUUAGGAUUAAUGUGUUCGCCAUUACAAGGAACGCUGAUACCGAACUGGAUACCUGCUCAACAGAGCACAGAGAUACAGAAGAAAAACAUCAUGUUAAAGAAAAAAGACAGAGAGAACAAGAAGCAGUUGACUACCAGGAUGAUUCUGCAAAUGUUCCUCAGGUCAAAGAAGCAGAAAAACAAUCAAAACAAGUAAAAAGUGAAGCUGAAGCAAAAGAAAUCACUAGAGGGCAAUCACCAGCAAACCAGAUCCAUGCCAUAUCAGAUGCACUUGCAACAACAGAAAUGUAUGAACGAAAUAAACAGCUAGCAAAGGAACAUGGCAUUCGUGAAGUACCUGAAACAGCAAAAGAAAAUGCCAAACCACUGGUGCUCGCAGAAAAAGAUUUUUCUACACAGCCAUUUUCAGCGAGAAAUGGAAUUGUGGAAUCUUUUAGACAAGGAGACAAGCAAACUGAUAAAAAGGGGGAACCUGCAACUAAGGAAAAUAAAAAAGAAUUUAUUGGGUCAAAGGAACCUAAGAAAAUGGAGACUACUAUAGAGAACAAAUGCAUUAAUUUAAACGUAGACGCAACAAAAAAGCGUGAUGGACUAUACCCGCUUGCAAAAGAACAACAUAGUUAUCCACAAUUGCUUGAAAAUCAAAACAGGACUGAACCAGAUGCACUUGCAGAUGAAUAUGUUGAAGCUCAAACGCUUCCAUUAGAUGAAUCCUGUAAACGGGAAUCUCCUUCAAUCACUGAAAAGGACAAGGUGUUCAAACACAAUAAACGUAUUAAAGAUUCUACAUUAAAAAAUCCUAAAUCAGACAUACCCGGAGCCAAAAAACAUACUGACAUAGAGGUACCUGGAGCAAAAGAGGAAGCAAAUUUUGGGGCUAUUACAACACAUAAAUCUUGCGCACAUGCUGUUCAUGCAAGAAAUGAGAAAACUAAACCUGAACUGUCUGCAACACAAAGUCAUGGAAACACGGAAUCAAAUAAUAGAUCAGAAGACAGUUAUGCUAAAUCUGCCAUAUUUGCAGCAAAAGAAUGCAAUAAAAGCAGUAAACUCUUGUCCCCUAAAGAGCAGCUGUUGCCAAGAAAAAAUAUUACAGCUGAUGUAUUUGCAAGUAAAAACUACACUAAAUCAGAGGUAAUUGCAACAGAAAGUUGGACAAAUCCAGAUCUACUGGAAAGAAAAGAAUGGUCGAAACCAACUGUUCUUGUACAAAAAGAAACUACUGAAUCAAGUGUACCUGCAAGAAAAGAAUAUAUUGACCCAUCUGUACCUUCAACUGCUGAUCAACAUAUAACAAAAGAACAAAUUAAAUCAGAAGUGCCUGUAUUUAAAGAGGAUCAUAUUGCAGAUGUGCCUAUAACAACAGAGCCUUUAAAACACAGUACAUCUAAUGUAAAAGAAUGUGAGUGCAGUGUACCUGUUGCAAAGGAAUACAGUAAACCAGAUGUCCCCAUGACAACAGAACCUGUAAAACUCAGUGUACCUUCAGGAAAAGAGCUCAGACAAAGACUACCUGUAACAAGGGAAUAUAAGAAACCAGAUAUCCCUGUCACAACAGAAAUGUCAAAACCUACUGUACCUACACGAAAGGAAUGUACUAAACAAAGUAUACCUGUAACAAACGGAAUUAGUAAACCAGAUGUUCCCGCAACAGCAGAACUCUCUAAACCUGGUCCGCCGAUAAGAAAAGAACUUAUUACACAAAGUGGACCUUUCACAAAGGAAAACAGUAAACCAGAUGUGCCCAUAAAAUCAAAACUUGCAAAGCCUAGUGGACCUCGAGGAAAAGAACUUAAACUGAACGUACCUUUAACAAAGGAAUACAGUAAAUCUGAUGUACCUGUGACAGCAGAAGUGUCAAAACCCAGUGUACCUACAGGAAAAGAACUUAUUACAAAAAGUGUGCCUGCAACAAAGGGAAAUAAUAAACCAGAUGUGCCCAAAACAAGAGAACCUGCAAAAUCUGGUGCACCUAUGAAAGAACAUAUUAAGCAAAGUGUACCCAUAGCAAAGGAAUAUAAUAAUCGAGACAUACCUGCGAUGACAGAAACUUCAAAACUCAGUGUACCUGAAGGAAAGGAAGUUGUUAAACAUUGUGUAUCUGUAACAAAAGAAAUUCGUAAACCCGAUGAGCCUGCAACAGAACCAUCAAAACCACCUCCGUCUAUAAGAAAAGAAUUUAUUAAGCCAAGUGUACCAGUACCAAAGGAAUACAACAAACCAGAUUUAUCUGUACCAAUAGAAACUUCAAAACCUGGUCUACCAAGAGGAAAGGAACGUAUUACAAAGAGUGUGCCAAAGGAACAUGUUAAACCAAAUAUUCCGAUGGCAGGCCAUUCUAAACCACAUGUGCCUGUGAAAACAAAACAGCCUAAACAAGACAUAACUAUGAGGAAAGAGCACACUAAAGAAAGACUAGAUGUAAAUAAAGACAGUCCUAAACCAGGCCUACCGCUUCCAAGAGAAACGAAUGAAAUGGAACAGCUAUUGCCAAAGGAAUAUUUUGUUGCUGAAGAGUGUAAAGUAAAAACACCUGCUAAUUCAAAUGUACCUUUAUCAAAAGAACUUCCUACACCUGAGGUGCACAAAAGACAAGAAAACAUUAAUGACAAACCCAGAGCCUUUCCACUUAAAGGCAAUUCAAAAGGAGAAGUGAAAAAUGAACAUUUUAGCAGAAAAGAUGUUACAUUUCCACUCAGUUAUCCUGCCCAACAUCCAGAGAUGGCUUGUGAGGGCAGCGACGUCUCAUAUAAACAUGCAUUUGCAUCAAAAGAAUAUGCCAAAUCAAACAAAGAAGUGUUUACUGACAAAGAAGAAUAUGAUAAAGCAGGUAGCAUAUAUACACAGAGGUUUAAACAACAGGAGGGACUUUCACUGGAAAGAAACAAAUUCAAAGAGCAACUGAUAGCAAAUAAAGAUCAUCACUACUUUGAAAAAGACAUACCGCACAAACAAAGACACGCCAAAACUGCAGCUUCUUCUGAUAAAGGUCAAAGGGUUGUGAAUGAGAGACACAUUCUUAAACACGAAGUUCAUACAAGUUCAGAGAAAGAAAAAACUGGAAGAGCAGCAGAAUAUGAUGCAAAGCAGAAGGCUGCAAACCUGGGAGAUCGUGAGUUAAGCAGCCAUUCAUCAAUCCUACCCUUGCAGGUCAAUGGUAGGACUGAAUCUUCUGGCUACCUGGAGCAACCAGUUCAUACCGAUAUGUCCACAAAGCCUCUAGUUGAAUCAUAUUUGUCGAUGGAAGGUGCACACCAAAGUCUGAUGAAGGAGCCUAAGGUGCAUGGUGUGCUGGAGAACAUACAACAUACAUUGGAUGAGAGGUCAAGCAUCCAUGAUGGGAAGGAGACUAAUAACAAAGAAAUAGAAGUUCUGGAGUACUAUGCUCUUAGCAACUGCAAAACUGACACAGAAAGUAAAGGAGGAAGGGUAUCUUUGCUACAAACCGAUGAGAAGAUGCCAAGAAAAGGAGGGGUCCAGACAUCUGGCAGUGAGGCAGAUGAGAGCAGUUCGACCCACUACUCAGCAGACUCAGUUAAAGCUUCAAUACCUACACCUCAGUUGGACACCUUGUCACCCACAAUGGGGAAACCCACCAUGUUCAAAGUAAAAGACAACACUUUCAGGAUAUCCCCUGUAACCAAGGCAGUCAAGCCACGUUUUCACAAAACCUUUCCAGAGGACCUCCAACGUGGUUCUCCCAGCAGUUCUGAGAAAGGGGUGGAACAGCAAGAUCAACUUGCAGAACCGGCCAACUUUCCUGCUAUGCACCAUGCAGCUGUCCUUUCAAAUCGAUUCCCCCAUGCAAGAGAGCGAAUGUCUCACCAUGUCCUUUCACCCUCUGACUUCAGCACUGCCAAGGAAGGAGGCUGCUUCAGGCGGAACCCAGCUCCGGAGGAGGAUGAGUGCUGCUCGGUAGCAAGUGCUUUUUCAGAGGACGUGGAAAGCUAUGCUCCAAGUACUGUAGACAUGGCAGAUGACAGGGUAGCAAUUCUCAGGAACAUAGAGGAUGCUUCAGACAUCAGAGAUACAGGUGAGAGGCCAGAAGUCAAACUUCUUGGCAAACCACCAGUUGUUCCCCCCAAAAGUGAAAAAGCCCUCCGGCGUGCCCAGAAGCUGACAUCACGCAGGAUUAAAAAGGAUGAAGGCAAUGUCCGGCAGGAAGGGAAGAGCCAAGUGGAUCAGAAGGUAGUUCGUGCUGUGUCCAGUGUGCCAUCUUCCCCCACAGGCCUGAUGGAGUCACAUCGCCCCAUGCCUGGCCCCCUGCCCGCCCCCAGAUUCUGUAUUGAAACAGGUUACGUUGCCCCUGCCCCCAACCUUGUCCCUCAGCCCUUCCCACUAACACAAAGGAAGCUCCUGCAGGACCCCAACUCAGGCCAAUACUUUGUGGUUGACAUGCCAGUACAAGUCAAGACAAAGAUGUUUUUUGACCCUGAGACAGGGAAAUACGUUCAGCUGUCGGUCCGCCAAUCGCCAGAGGGAACUUUGUCGCCAGCCUCCUCUGUGGAGCUGCUGAACCCUCCAUACAUGUUGUACCCUGGCUUUCUGCCAAUGCACGUGCCAUCUUUGCCCCCUCUGAGGUCGUCCUCCCAGAUGUCGGCCCCUGCCGCCCUGGUGGAUGACCCCAAGAGGCCGGACAUCAGCGAACCAUGGAGACAGAAGAGUUAUCACCAGAGGACCAGCAGCGAGGUGCAGCCAUACACUGAGCCUGUGUACCAGUCACCCCAUCAGCUUCUGGAGGAGUCUUCACACGGGGAGGAUAGGAACACGGUCAGCCCCAGAAAUCUGAACAUCAUAUCCAUGAGUGAACUAGAGGACUUUGCAGUGGAGAGCACCUGACAUCCAUGAGGGGCAGAAAAAUCAAAUAUUAUCGGAUGAAGUGAAAAACUGAACAAGGUUAAUCGAAGCACACAGUAUAUAAUGUACAUAUGAACAUAAAAAGCUACAUGGAUGUGUAUCUGAGCAAUUUAUACACAAAAAGAGAGCUAUUACUUAAAAGUAAAAGUAAAAAUUAGUUUAUUGAUAGUGUAUUUUGGACAGAAAGUUCCUUCAUAAGAUAUAUGUAAAUUUGAUUUUUCAUUUGUAAUUUUUUUUUUUUUAUCUUAGCUGGGGAUUUGUGAUGAAUCCUUUCAUAAAGCAGGGCUAUUUGUUUAAACUGUGCUUAACAAGAUAUACCAUUCCAUUUGAAAGGUUCUCAUUCAGUAAUACUUUCGAGGAGUUGUCUCUUUGUUUUCUUGCGUUAUUCUAAGUCUGGUCCUUAAGGAAAAACCUAACCACUUACUGACAGUUCAAUUCCAGUGUUUCUGAAAUGGUAAGACUUGCUUUGCUUUUUUGUUUCAGAUCUUGAUUUCUCAGAAUGCUCAUGAAAAUGCUAAAAACAGCAGUAUGUUAAAAUGAUUAGUAAAACAGAAUAGAAGCAAUCUUUUUAUAAGUCUUAUUAAAUAUUGAAUUAAGAUGGUGACAGUCAUCAGUUUUCUUGAGAUUUAUUGUCAUUUCAAGCAGUAAUAUCCCUUGCGCUGUAUGUAGACUUAGGGGGACGGUGUUAGUCUUGCUGUGAUUGUUUAAGCUCACCUCCACCCCCAUAACACUGCACUGCUCUUCUCUUAUUGGUGUCAGCAAAUGUGUCUUUCAUAAGGGUCUUUUUACUCUGAACAUUGAUGUAAAAUCAAAAUACUUGUUUUAUCAAUUCAGUUGUUGGUUCAUAUAUGGGUACAAGAUGGAAUCAGAAACAACUUUUGCCUUCCAGCAAACUCUCACCGUUAUUCAAUGAAAUGCUAAAAUUUAUAAAUAUCAUAAUAACAUUAUUUACAGUUGUAUGUCAGAUUUUUGUAUUAACUGUCAAGUGUCCUCCUUUGUAAAUCUCACUCACUCCUUAUUCCUCGUUGAUCCUCAGUGACUGGUUAUAAAAGUUCUUACGUGAGGUAAUGAAAAUUAAAUAUUGCUCAGAUCAUACUGCUCUUCACAAAGACAUCAGAAAAAAAGCUUCAUUGUACAGAUUUUAAAGAAGUUACCAAUAAAAG
Messenger RNA from Scleropages formosus (Asian bonytongue), 11110 nucleotides. RefSeq names its product chromosome 8 C10orf71 homolog (gene c8h10orf71). The transcript is spliced from 2 exons. The record is from RefSeq and is a predicted model, not a curated record. NCBI's taxonomy places the organism in Eukaryota, Metazoa, Chordata, Actinopteri, Osteoglossiformes, Osteoglossidae. Gene Ontology annotation, biological process: positive regulation of calcineurin-NFAT signaling cascade. Gene Ontology annotation, cellular component: Z disc. Bases 552 to 9929 code for a protein of 3125 amino acids.